AUGUAUUACACCAUCCCCGUCGGCACCCUCGCCUUGCUCGCCACUGUGGCAUCGGCCGAGACCAUUACCGUCGAGGUCGGCAAGGACCACGAAUUGACUUUCUCCCCAGACAGCAUCAAGGCUAACACGGGGGACAUCGUCGAGUUCCAUUUCAACAACGCCAGGCACGAUGUCAUCGCAGGCGACUUCCAGAAUCCUUGCCACCCGGCUGACCCAGCCGCAAGCGGAGGAUUCUACUCGGGCGACCGUCGUAAUGGCACGUUUUGCAUUACCGUGAACAACACCGACCCCGUUUUCUUCUACUGCAGCGUCGGCAGACACUGCCAGAAUGGCAUGGUUGGCGUCAUCAAUGAGGGGUCAAACAAGCUAGACGACUUUAAGAGCGCCGCUGCUAAUGUCGGCGCUAGUCGUAAGCCUAUGGUCCCUUUUGGCGGUAGCGACUGCCCUAGUAAGUUUGUGGAUUGGGAGCUGAAGGUAUAG
Metarhizium robertsii ARSEF 23 is the source of this 480-nucleotide messenger RNA. Its product is annotated as extracellular serine-rich protein. The coding region runs from base 1 to 480 and encodes 159 amino acids. Gene Ontology annotation, molecular function: electron transfer activity. The transcript has 2 exons. Lineage: Eukaryota; Fungi; Ascomycota; Sordariomycetes; Hypocreales; Clavicipitaceae. The record is from RefSeq and is a predicted model, not a curated record.